Messenger RNA from Naegleria lovaniensis, 1407 nucleotides. RefSeq lists its product as uncharacterized. The record is from RefSeq and is a predicted model, not a curated record. The coding region runs from base 1 to 1407 and encodes 468 amino acids. Gene Ontology annotation, molecular function: snoRNA binding. Lineage: Eukaryota; Heterolobosea; Eutetramitea; Acrasida; Naegleriidae. Gene Ontology annotation, cellular component: small-subunit processome; box C/D methylation guide snoRNP complex. The transcript has 2 exons.
AUGUACGUCCUUUUUGAAACACCAGCAGGCUAUGCCCUGUUCAACAUCCUAGAUGAGGGUAAAAUUACCUCUCCAACCUCGGUCGAUGAAAUGUUCAACAAUACUUCUAAACUUCAUAAAAAUAUCAAACUCAAAUCCUUUGAAAACUUCAAAGAUACCAAUGAGGCUCUCAAAGCAGCUACAGCUAUUGUUGAAUCAAAAUUGGAUAAAAAGUUGAAAAAGUUCCUCAAAAAGCAACUCUCUGAAGCUGAAUCAGCAAAAUUGGCAGUGUGUGAUAAAUCACUUGGAGCAGCCAUUAAAAACAAACUUGGCAUUCAAUGUAUUUGUGAUGACUCUGUCGUUGCAUUGAUGAGAGGUAUUCGUAACAACUUGAGUAAUCUUUUAGGAGAUGUUGCCACAGAAAAGGAUUUACAAAGUAUGGCUUUGGGUCUUUCUCACUCACUCUCUCGCUACAAACUCAAAUUCUCACCAGAUAAGAUUGAUACAAUGAUCGUUCAGGCCAUUUCAUUGUUGGAUGAUAUUGAUAAAGAAUUGAAUAUUUAUGUGAUGAGAGUUAAGGAAUGGUAUGGAUGGCAUUUCCCUGAACUUUCAAAGAUUUUGCGUGAUAAUAAUGCUUAUAUUAAGACUGUUUUAACACUUCAAAAUAGAAACAAUGCUCAAACGGCACCAUUGACAGAUGUGUUACCAGAAGAUUUGGCAAAUGAAGUUAAGGAAGCAGCUAUCGUUUCUAUGGGUACUGAAAUUUCACAAGAUGACAUUCUUCACAUUUCUAAAUUGGCUGAAGAAGUAGAAAGUAUUACAGCAUACAGAGCAGCUCUCUUUGAUUAUUUGAAAAAUAGAAUGCAAGCUAUUGCACCAAACUUGACACACUUGGUUGGAGAAUUGGUUGGAGCUCGUCUAAUUGCUCAUGCAGGUUCAUUGAUGAAUUUGGCAAAACAUCCAGCAAGUACUGUUCAAAUUUUGGGUGCUGAGAAGGCAUUCUUUAGAGCUUUGAAGUCUCGUCACAACACACCCAAGUAUGGUUUGCUCUAUCAUGCCUCCUUGAUUGGUCAAGCUCCACAAAAGUACAAGGGUAAAAUUGCAAGAGUGUUAGCAGCUAAAUGUGCCAUUUCAUCCCGUGUGGAUGCUAUGGGUGAAAAGGAACAAGCCACCAUUGGAAUUGACUCGAGAGAAUCUGUUGAGAAACGUUUGCGUGAAUUGGAGAAGUAUAACAAUGGCUCAAGUGCUGCUUUCACGAAGGGACAAAAACAAACUGAUUCUUCUCAACAACAUCGUUCAAAGGAUCACCGUGGCAAAGUGAAGGGUGCCAAUGCCAAGUACGAUGAAAGUGCUGAUGCUUCUACCCAACCAAAGAGAAAGAGAGAUGAUUUUAGCAAUGAUAAGAAGGAUAAGAAGAAGAAGUUCUAA